UGCCAGGUUCCCGGCCUCUAUAAAACAGGCUGUGGAGGGAGCCUGGGCAGCAGCCUCAACAUGACCUCCUGGGCCGUCCUGCUCAUCGCCUCAGUGCUCCUGGUCGCCCCAGGGCUGGCCUUUUCCGGUCUGACCCCUGAGCACCACGAUCAGGCGACGGCCCAUCUGUGUGAAGGAGACGAGUUGUGCCAGGGCCUGUCCCCGGAGGAUCCCCAGGGUGACCUGGUGCUCCAAAGAGAGGAGCUGGGCCUACUCUGUGAUAACUGUCGGAAGAUAAUACAACAUCUGGAGGAAAUGGUGGGAGAUCAGCCUAAUGAGAAAACCAUCAGAGAGGCGGCCUCCAAGGUGUGCAGCAAGAUGAAGUUGCUGAGUGGUGUGUGCAAGUCAAUCAUGAAGAGAUUUCUCCGUGUCAUCUCUCUGGACAUCUUAGAUGGAAAAAAGCCUCAGGCCAUCUGUUUUGACAUCAGGCUGUGCACAAGCAAGGCAGGUCUCAUCUGAUCCUUGGGUCCCCUGACCCCACCCUGGGGAAAAAGCACAGAAACUCCAGCAUCCUCUGCCUGCUCUUCAUUCCUGAAUCCAGGAGUCUCCUCUCCAGUUUCUCUCACUGAACUCCUUCCACUGCCUUUCCCUCUCAGAAUAAAAUAUCAUGCAAGA
Odocoileus virginianus texanus is the source of this 654-nucleotide messenger RNA. It is a transcript of the gene GNLY, whose product is annotated as granulysin. The record is from RefSeq and is a predicted model, not a curated record. Gene Ontology annotation, cellular component: cytolytic granule. Lineage: Eukaryota; Metazoa; Chordata; Mammalia; Artiodactyla; Cervidae. Gene Ontology annotation, biological process: lipid metabolic process; killing of cells of another organism; defense response to bacterium.